Messenger RNA from Penicillium nucicola, 2019 nucleotides. RefSeq lists its product as uncharacterized. The record is from RefSeq and is a predicted model, not a curated record. The transcript has 2 exons. Lineage: Eukaryota; Fungi; Ascomycota; Eurotiomycetes; Eurotiales; Aspergillaceae. Bases 1 to 2019 code for a protein of 672 amino acids. Gene Ontology annotation, molecular function: protein binding.
AUGCCGAAGAGAACCAAGCCUCGGUCCACGGAGGUUUCUCUGGAUUAUCUCAACACUGUGAAUGCAAAAUCCAAGAGACGGCGCACGAUUCACGACGAACCUAGGCUCGGUAUUUACGAUUUACCUACCUCACCAGCACGGCCUCAUGAGACGCGAACGGCUGGACGCGUCCCUACCAGCGAACCAGCGACGCGAUUCAGAGCUUUAAGAAAUCGUCAAAUUGCAGUGCAGUCAAAGGCAACUCCUCGCAGCUCUUCAAACGAGGAACAACAGUCAUCCAACGACGCGCAAGCCGAGUCUGACAACAACCAAUCCUCCGAACCAGAAAGUAUAGAUCAAGCUACAGAAUCACAACAAACUCGAGUCGAUGUGGAAAUAAUUCGCGAGAAUGAGGCAAGCGACGGUGGUGAGAGACAGCCUCCUCCACACGCAUCUGUUCAUUCAAGCAUCAAUGAUCUCUUCGUACCCAUGGAAGAUGGAUACCAGCCCGAAUCCAGUGGUUUUGUAUCCAUCAACGACCCACGGCGUGUUAGUUCUGGAAAAUCGCGACCGCGGCCUCGUGCUAGCGACCUGUUCCCAGCCAGGUCGCCCGAGAUAACCGAAGCGCAGAGCGAGCAAGAUGAGAAUAGUUCACCUGCUUCCAUCGACGCCCAUUCCAAUGGAGUCCACAGCGACAUCGACAGCAACGAUGAGGAGUCAGAUUAUCAGAAGCAAAAUCGCAUCGACUCGGAUGAAUCCGACACCAGCGAAGAGAUCAUAAAAGGCCAUGGCAUUGACAAAAUCAGUGUGGCGGAUGCGCAGGACGAUAACCCGCUCUUUUAUCCCAUACACCUCUUCUCGGAUGACGCAGAACCUGAACCUGAGGCUGAGCCCGAUGUGUAUUCCUCCACAGAAAGUCUCAAUCCGAUACCAGCAAUACACCCUGACAAGCAAUCCGCCGAUGAGGUGCAGGUUUCCGCACAAACAAAAGAUUUCCGAAAGCCCACACCGAGAAAUCCUUUGCACAGAACUGAAUCACGGCCCGUGCAAAAUCAAUCCCAGAGCCAGACACCGGAGACUCCAUCUCAGCCCCGUCGAGACCUAAGAGAUCGUACUAGUCGAAAGGAGGAUGCUGCAGACUGUCCAACUACAUCACUUACAGAAAAUAAGUCUUCAAACCGACGGAGCACCCUUGAUGUAGUUGAGGAUCAUGAGGUCCGGGUCGGCAUCUUUUCCUGGCUCGAGUAUAACGUGAAGGAAUCUGGUUUCAAGGAUCAUUGGAAGCUUAUUUGCCGACCAAGGGGCGUCUUGAAACACCGAGCCGAUGUCUCCCUGGAGGAGCGAUUUACAGGCACAGGAAAGCUGAUCCAACGGCUACGCGACCUCUACAAAGCCAUGGCCCAAGAACCCCAUUCCACCCAUUACCCAAUAGACCGUUGUCGACUGAUUGCCAACAGCAUUCUCAAUGAAGGCCAGUCAAUCAUCGUUGAGGAAGCUCCGGCCUACGAACAUGAUGACCUUGGCGGGCACUUGGUGAAUCAGUUUGAAGCGCAUGUUGUGCCCGACUUGAUCAAGCUCCUUGUCGCGGCCUUUCGCACCUACAAGUCUGCAGGAGAUGGCGCAAAACCUCACCUUCGCAUUGCCUUGGAUCUUGUCUGGGCCACAUGCCACCGGAUCUGUACAACGAAAGACCUUGAUGAUCUCCUUGGUCCGUAUAUAUGGGCUACAUCUCGCGAUAUCAUGAAGAGUCUCAAAGCUAUCAAAGAUGCACUGAAUGAUGGUCGAUUGCUUGAAAGACAUUCUAACGCCUACCAAAUUCCCGUCAAGUACAAACACUUUGAAUUGACCGAGGUUCAAAGCAUGAUUACCUGUGACCCAUGGACCCGGGCAGAGAAGCUGGCUCUUCUGGAGGGAAUCAAUGGACUCACCCAUGAUAUAGACACAUUUGUCGAUCUCAAAUGUAACAUGGUAUAUGGAGCUGCGCUUGAAAGACGUACUCUCAAGGAUUUACAGACCAAAGCCCAGCAACUGGGACUCUGA